GAAAUGUCAACUGAGUUGGCUAUAUAUGUCAUUCUAGACAUGGAAUCCCCGAAUGGAAAAAUAUUAACUUUGACUGUUAUCAUGUCAAGUCGUGCUCACACAAAGUAAAAAUCUAUACUCUUUCAGAUUUACGGGUAAUAAUCUAUCCGGCGAUUUUGGAGUAAUGCUGAAACGUUUAAAGAUGCUCAAGUCUCGCAUUGUUACUGAUGUAGGUGAUGUCUGUCGUUUAACCUAACAGUUUGUGAAUAAUAUCAUUAGAAUCUCUAUUGUUACCCUGUGAAUUGAUCAUGCGAAGAGGUUGAUUAAAAAAUGGAUUAGAAAUAAGAUGUCGGACGAUCCAGUGACAGGGGACAGCACAUCUGCUGAACAUGCUCUCCAGAUUGCCUUUCAGACGAUGCAAGAAAGGUGUCAACAACUGGAGAAUCGUUUGGCUGCAGUUGAAGAGGAAAAUGUCAGAUUAAAAGUGGAGAAAGGAACAAAUUCCUCUCUUGAUGUUCUCAUUGUUGAUGUCAGCGAUGAAGAGGCCACAAUUCAACGUCUACAGGAAAAAGUCGAAGAAUUGACGAAACAGAAGUCCCAAUUGUCUCAUCAUAUUCUGAUGGUCGCUGCAGAAAAUCGUCAGCUCUGGAAUAGGUUGACACGUCUGACGCGAACAAAUAAAACAUUAGGAAGUAAAUUGAUUAAGAUAUCCGACACACUGAAACAACAUCCAGCAGGUCAAGCCUUGGAGACGUCGAAUUCCAGUAUAAAGGAUGUUCCAAAUGUGGUUGAGGCAUCUCAGAAUCCGGGGGGGACACAGGGCGAUGCCAGUCUCGAGGAAAUUUCUCUCAGACUCAUUAAUAGUAUUAUGAUGGAGAAGGUGGAGCUAGAUUCAGCAAGCAAAAAAGUUUGUCAAACAGGCACUCAAUUCGACUCUGAUGACAGCCUCAGAGAGGACGGUACCACCCAGACGAGUCUGCCAACUGCUGUGAGCUUAGAAUCCGGCAAAGUCGAAGGGCCUGUCAACCAAAUUCCCGAUGAUGUCCAAAUUUGUCCAAUGUGUGGAGCAUUCUUCGGAAAAUCAGUACCCUUUGAGAUUUUCCAUGAACACGUGCUCUCUCACUUUUCUACAGGAUCAGUCUCAAAUAGCGAAAUGUUACCAUAAUAACAAUUCAAUUCGAGAGCAACAAUUUCAGACAUCCGACGCUCGUCACAAAAUUAUAGAAAGAAGGGAAAGGAUGACCCAAAAUUCACCAUAAUUAGACCAUUUUUCAUCAUCCACAAGAAUUUCAGGAUUACCAUCAACUCAAUGAUGAUUCAUUACCCUUUUUUAUCCUAUUAACAAUUUCAAUAAUCUGUAGCAAUAAAAUAAACAAUGGAACUGUACUUUAAGAAAUUAA
Messenger RNA from Fopius arisanus, 1379 nucleotides. It is a transcript of the gene spn-F, whose product is annotated as Protein spindle-F. The transcript has 3 exons. Bases 326 to 1144 code for a protein of 272 amino acids. NCBI's taxonomy places the organism in Eukaryota, Metazoa, Arthropoda, Insecta, Hymenoptera, Braconidae. The record is from RefSeq and is a predicted model, not a curated record.